Blumeria graminis f. sp. triticale is the source of this 429-nucleotide messenger RNA. Lineage: Eukaryota; Fungi; Ascomycota; Leotiomycetes; Helotiales; Erysiphaceae. The record is from the annotation of a GenBank genome assembly.
AUGGCUCGAUCGAGACGGAACUUAUCGGCGACCGCCGAACUAACUUCUAGCCCACCCGUUGAGCUCUCCGAAACGCAGUCAAUAGCCCGUGUCAUAAAGGCUGAGGGCAACAACCUCUACAGUUGCUCGCUGUCAGGUGGGGGAGAUACACUACUUGUGGAACUCCCAUCAUGUUUUCGGAAUACAAUAUGGUUAAAGCGUAACGGCUUUGUACUCAUCGAUACGAAGGAAGCUGACGUUAGACACAACAAAAUCGGAGGUAAAAUCAUCAAUGUUGUUCUAGAUGAGCGCGUUUGGAGAAAGCUACCGUACUGGCCCAAAGACUUUGUAAAGGCCCCGAAAAACUUUUCGGACUCAGAUGCAGAAGAGUCAACUGUUGGCAAGCUACCUCCAUCUGACUCAGAAAACGAAAAUGAAUUUCAAGAAUAG